CUCAAUUGUGGUUGCUAAAAAAUAAAAUUCGCAAAUGAAUUUAAAUCUUAUGACACUUAACGCAUUAGAGUUAUAUUCGUUCGUACUAAAUAAGAGAUUAGGAUGAUAGUUCAGUGCAUAGUUAAGAUUUGUUGAUAAUCUCAGGUGUUGUGGUGUGUGUAUGAUAAUAAUACUAUAUGGACACCUAUGUCAAGUAGUUAUGUAGUUAUGUAUUUGUACAUAAAUAACAACGCGUUUAUCCACUGAACUACUUUGUACGAUUUACUACGUUCUUGUCUACUUUUAUAUUGUUUUGAUUACUUUUACGGCUAAAUAUUAGUCAACAUGGCUCUCUGUGUCUGCAAAUGCCUAAAUGUUAUGUUAGAAAGUGAGCAAAUCGAAGAUAAUGUCGAUAUUGGGAAACUGGAUUUAUCUGCGGUGGAACAAAGAGAUAUUUUUUUCAGUGAGAAAUUAUUGUCAUCUUCAAUAAAUGAAAUAAAGAUCCAUGUGGCACAACCAGCACUAGUGGGACAUCAGUCUGUUGGUCGCUGGACAAUUGAGUCUUGCCUCGGCUGCGCACAAACAACACAUGCCAUAUCCCAUGACAGAUCUAUUGUAUUAGUAUCUAAAUCAACUCAAACAACACUGGAGAGGGUGAAUAAUUUGAAAAAGUCACCAAAUUUCUCGCCUGUAUUUAACAUGCUAGUGCCGGAGGUGACAAAUGAUGUUGAAAUGAAAGAGAAUGUUGAUACAAAUAAUGUUAAAAAACAAAACAACUCAUUCCCACCAACACUGCAAGCUAUCGGUACACUCAGCAAACAGCUCAGUCAGACAUUGCAGUCACAGCUGGAAGCUGUAGAGGAAACCGUCCGACAGUUCAGAGAUCAAAAGUAUGCAGAGUUUGAGGCAUACAGAGAAAGGGCACAAAGGGAUCAUAAAAUUUUAUCUAGUAUUGUAAGCAAAGCUCGUCGUAACGUUGAGAACGACAAUUGGAGAACGGACUCCAGCCUGGACAACGGCCCGCCCUCACCGCUACUGCCUCCACAACAGAGACGAAGACUGUCAUCAAUCAAAGAUGCCAAAAAAAUACCACAAAAUAUUUCUAAGACGAAUACUCAGCUGUCACAUGAAGAGGACUCUCUGGAUGCGGAGGACAUCUUCGACUUGGAUGGAAUGGACUCGCAGCACAACAUGAUCUCGGAUCAAGAUGAUUAUGAUUCGGAUCAAGGCAGCAACGACGAGGGCAUCCAUAUUACGCGGCCGCGCGGCAUGGCGCCCGCCAACAUCGCGCGCUCGCUACCCAUCACCGUGCCCAACUUCACCAUGGACCGCACACCAGUUAAUGAAAUUGAUGACUAUGAGGAGCCGCAGGACAUUGCAGCGAGCAUCAAGGCGCUGGCGCGCUCUGUGCACGGAGACGUGUUCGAGCUGCCGCGUCCGCGCUUCUCCACGCAGAUCUAACUCGCCCCGCCCCCGCACCAGACCCCGCCCCCGCGACUCCGCCCUUCCUCUGUCAGCCGUUCGUAUUUGUAGCAUGUAAGGACAACUCCUACUCCACAAAAUCGAAUCUUUUAUACAUGUCUCGGUGUUGUGCAUAGAAUGUGUGGUUCGAUAUGUCCGAGUUGUAAUCGUGUGGAACAUUGGUGCUUAAGAUAUGUGAUCGAAGUGGCCCUAAGUCGCCAGCUCCUCGCGGACGGUGUAUCGCGAGUGACAUCCGCAGACUAUUUGAUUUUAAUGAAUAUUUUAUUACUCACUGACAAAAAAAUGUUUAUAAUAUAUCAUAGAAUUUCAAUAAUAUUGACAGGGUGAUUCGAUGAAUAACACAACUAUCAUUUGAUGUUAGUAAGUCGUACACACAAUCGUAGUUCGUAAGCGAGAGGCUAUGAAAUGUUGUUAUUGUAUUAAUUGUAGAAAGUCAACCAAAAAAAAUUUUUUUUUGUUUAACAUUUGUGAAUCAAUCCGCAGAUGAAAAGUACUGAUUUGCCUUAAAACUAUUUCUGACAUGUAAUUGUGUGGAAGCAUUAUUUCACUGGAUCAACGGUGAGCCAGUUUGCGGAAUGUCAACGAGCAUUUUUCAGUGUAAGAUUAUGUUAGUCUAAAAAGUUAAGUAAAAUGUGUGUCUUUUCGCCAUUAAAUUUAAGAACAUUUUGCAAAUAUUGUAUUGCGUAAAUAAUAAUUUUGUAUUGAGUCUUCAGGUGCUAUCUUUUGCCGUAAGUUGUAGGUACUUUGUGUAGUUAUGUUUUUUGAUAUACACACAUUUGUCAAAAAGAAUGAGUCAUUUUUUGUAUUUAGUAUGAAAGAUGUCUCAUUUAGGUAUUGCUUAUGAUUUGUUUUUGUAAGAGAUUGCAUAUGUAAGGGUAAGAAAUGACUUGUAUUGUCGGAAUGCUUCGUGGCAGUAACGUAAGGCGUCAAUUAAUCGUGUAAGAAGAGGAGGAGGU
Molecule: messenger RNA, 2417 nt
Organism: Papilio xuthus (Asian swallowtail)
Lineage: Eukaryota; Metazoa; Arthropoda; Insecta; Lepidoptera; Papilionidae
Exons: 7
Coding region: 325-1440 (371 amino acids)
Biological process (GO): negative regulation of TOR signaling; neurotrophin TRK receptor signaling pathway; negative regulation of protein kinase activity
Cellular component (GO): cytoplasm
Source: RefSeq, a predicted model, not a curated record